Molecule: messenger RNA, 1406 nt
Organism: Cuscuta campestris
Lineage: Eukaryota; Viridiplantae; Streptophyta; Magnoliopsida; Solanales; Convolvulaceae
Source: the annotation of a GenBank genome assembly
CCCACCCUGGGACUCUGUCGCCGCUGGGAGUCGUCGUCUAUCAAUCUCCUCUCCUAAUCAGCAAACAUGGCGUUGUCGGGCAGCAGCAGUGAAUUUGGGGAAGACAUGAUUAGGGAGGUGAUGCUCCGGCUUCCCGUCAAAUCCCUCAUCCGAUUCAAAUGCGUCUCCAGAUUUUGGCACGCCCAGAUCACCAGCCCUGAUUUCAUUGCAAAACAUCUCCAGAUCUCGAAAUCAAUCUCCUGCAAUUCCCGCACCCAUAUGAUCUUCCGAGAGCACUGCUUCGGGAGUCGGGAAAAGGGCGCCUGCCUGAUUUCCAGGAAAUCACGUCAAGAAGAACCUGCAGUUGAUGAUGCUAUGGAAAUCGAGCUCCCUUUGCGCGAAGAAGGUUUUAUGGUUUGCUCAGUUUAUGGCCAAUGUGAUGGGAUUUUUUUGUCUGGUAGGAUGCUUUCCAAAUCACCAUGCUACCCAUCAAAAGACGAGUCUAUUGUGGAACCCUGCAACAAGAGAAGUGAGGGUUCUGCCUCAGGAUGAUGAAUUAGAUGGGCAAUUUAAUCCAAUCUUCGGAUUAGGGAUGGAUCCGAUCACAAAGCAUUACAAGGUUGUUCGGUUAAGUGGUUGGAAGUAUAGCGACAUGAGGUCUCCGUUUCUGAUUAAGGGGGGUGUACAAUCUUAGCACUAACGAUGAUACAUGGAGAAGAACACAACACUGUGAUUCAAGAGCCCCCACUGUUUUUCGUCCCCCUAAUAGCGCAAAGACUAGGACUUUAUUGAAUGGCAGGUACCAUUGGCUGAGCAUGGAAUGGUUUAUGGGUUCUACUGAUACCUUCUGGGUCAUUGUCUUCUUUGAUUUUAGUACAGAGAUGAUGGGGACGAUGCCGAGCCCUCCCACUGGCUCUGACUUGUAUAAAGGUGAUGUCAUUGUGGCUCAUGAUAAACUUGCUUUGGUUGUUCACGAUCGCGAAAAGCGUUUCCAGUUUGAUGUUUGGGUUAUGACUGAAUAUGGUGUGGAGAGUAGUUGGACUAAAAGUUUUACGAUUGGAACUCAUCCCCACAUUUAUUAUUUCUUUUCGAUGUGGGGACAUGAUCAUGUUCUUGGAACACGUAGAACUCAAUGUGUCUGGCAUGAUCAAGACUAUAAACGACCUGAAACUGAACUUGUCUCAUACAAUAUUACCAGCCAACAGGGCAGAGGGAGGGGGAGCCCGUAGCUACUAGCGGAUUCUACCAUCGUCAUCUUCUGAGAGAGUGCCCCGCCGUGCACGACACAUCGUAAGUUUUCAGGUUAAAUGAGGCGGCAAUCCUUAGAGCAUGUGCAGUGGCCCUCCAAACCCUUGCACACCCCUUCCGCGUGGGGCUGCCGUUCCACCAUGCAAAGCAUAGGAGGCGUGAGGCACUUUCCUCUUCAU